This is a messenger RNA of Mus musculus (house mouse), 509 nucleotides long. RefSeq names its product NADH:ubiquinone oxidoreductase core subunit S5 (gene Ndufs5). Lineage: Eukaryota; Metazoa; Chordata; Mammalia; Rodentia; Muridae. Gene Ontology annotation, biological process: mitochondrial respiratory chain complex I assembly. Gene Ontology annotation, cellular component: mitochondrial inner membrane; mitochondrial intermembrane space; respiratory chain complex I. The transcript is spliced from 3 exons. The record is from RefSeq and is marked validated. Bases 77 to 397 code for a protein of 106 amino acids.
ACGGCAGGCGUCUGCGUCCUCCCGCAGCCGGCGGUCGGGAAUUGCACCAGGGACCUGACAAGGGCACUGCAGAGCCAUGCCUUUCCUUGACAUACAGAAAAAGCUGGGCAUCAGCCUGGACCGGCACUUUAUGUUCCUAAGCGCAGAACAGCCCUAUAAGAACGCCGCUCGGUGCCACGCAUUUGAAAAAGAGUGGAUAGAGUGUGCACACGGGAUCGGUGGGACCCGGGCGAAAAAGGAGUGCAAGAUAGAGUUCGAUGACUUCGAAGAGUGCUUGCUUCGGUACAAAACGAUGAGGCGAAUGCAUGAUAUCAAGAAACAGCGGGAGAAGCUAAUGAAAGAGGGCAAAUACACCCCUCCACCUCACCAUUCGGGCAGGGAGGAGCCCAGGCCCUGAGCGGGGCAGCUGGAGGCCGCUGUCAUGCUCUGUUUUCCCCUGGAGAGAAUAUUUAAGGAAAGCUCCUUCAUUAAGUAUUAAGUAUGUGGAAAUAAAGAAUUACUCAGUCUUA